Ilyonectria robusta is the source of this 2556-nucleotide messenger RNA. RefSeq names its product fungal-specific transcription factor domain-containing protein. The record is from RefSeq and is a predicted model, not a curated record. The transcript is spliced from 2 exons. Bases 131 to 2347 code for a protein of 738 amino acids. Gene Ontology annotation, molecular function: zinc ion binding; DNA binding. NCBI's taxonomy places the organism in Eukaryota, Fungi, Ascomycota, Sordariomycetes, Hypocreales, Nectriaceae. Gene Ontology annotation, biological process: DNA-templated transcription.
AUGAUACCAUGGAGAGCCGACAGGUCCUCGAUUCAUGAUUAUUUUCCUGGCAUUGGGUAUCGCAUGAAUGGCCAUAUCUGCGACUCGAGCUUGAAGCUCUUAUAUACGCCUGCUGCUUCACAGAGUCGUCAUGUCGGUGCCUCCCCGUGGACAGUAUAGCAGUGGACCUGCGACCAACCAUCUACCGCCUAUUGAGAUUGGAUCGUUUGUCGCCCUGCCAUCCAGCGACAGCGAGUUUAUAGGGAGCGCCAGCGGCGUCUUCUUCGCCGACACCGUCUUCCGUGCCUUCGCCAGGGCAGCGUCAGCCGCCGCAGUGGACGCGUCUGAGCCGCGACGUAAUGGCGGCACUGCUGGUGAUCCCAGUGCGAAUCCCAGUGCUGAUGCUGAUGGGCCUGACCCAGGCUCAGCUCACACCUACCUGGUUGCGCCUGAGACACACGAUGUGUCUCAAUCGGUAGGCGAUGAGCGUGGGGAAAAUCCAGCCGAGCCGACUUCAACUACAAGCCCUGGAACACCGUCGUAUGGCAUCGACACUACUGCCCUGGGCAUCCCUCCUACAUCGGACACAGCUCAGAAGCUCCUGAUGGCCUUCUUUCGUCAUUGGCAUUCAUUCUUUCCCUUCUUGCAUGGGCCGACCUUUGUGGAACAAGUCAAUCGCUUCUAUGAGGAGGAUCCUGGCCUAGACUCGCCCGCCAACCCGCAGCCCAACUGGAAGUUGUGUCGAGCAGUAACAUUCCAGUGCAUGUUCAAUAUUGUCGCCUCGACAUCAUCCGGCGAGGCUUUGCCUCCAGCAUGUCGCAUCCAGUCAAUCCCGGCCUUUAUAUCCGCAAUAGGGACUCUUUUUUCUUGCCACGACGUCGCUUCCCUCCAGGCUCUGUUGGCUGCUGAAUUAUAUUUGAUCACUACCACGUCAUUGCGGGCAGCAUCAACAAUUCAAGGCGUCCUGGCGCGAUCCAUGUACAACUCUGGCUUUCACCGAUGCCCUUCGCGCUACCGCCAGCUCCCUCCCGGCACAGGUGGUAUCCGGAAACGCAUAUUUUGGUGUGCUUACGUCCUAGACCGCUACAUUGGUCAGGCGCUGGGCCAUCCUUUUAGCAUCCAGGACGCUGAUGUGGAUGUUUGCAUCCCUGGGAUGGUGGAACUGCACCGGCCAGUCAAGUCGAGAGAGAACGCCGCCGCGUCGCAGGCAGUUCUGAACGAGCAAGUUCUUGACCACUUACCAAUGCGCCAAACAGAACCUGCUCAUUUGGCUGGGGGUUCCUCUGCUCGAUCACAAUCAAGUGGUCAGCCGAGAGACGUUCUGAAAACCCAUGACAUCCUUGCAGCCCAAAGCCCGGCACAACAUUACACCGCUGCUGGCAAAGAAGCAAGGGGGUUUAUCUUGAGUCAUCUCGCAACUUACUCACAGUUGCUAGGCGACGUUGUCCAUCUGUUCCACAGAUCAAUACAUACGAGAAACAUCAACGCCCAAAGCAUUCCAGAUAUAACCUAUCGAGUCCAUUGCUGGUGGAACGGUCUCCCGCCUGCGUUCCAGGAUGAAGUCCAGGAAGGGUCCUCUAACCAUCAGCCCUCCCACUCCAUCUUCUUCAACAUGCUGCACAAUUAUCUUAUCUUGUUAAUUCACCGCCCUUUCCUCUCACUCCCGCCCGACAAUCAAGACUUCCAAUCGAGUGUGCAGACGGCCUUGAGUGCAAGUCGCAACAUCAUUGUAAAACUAAAAUGGCACACAGACAAUCCCUUCCUGAUGGCCUGGCCGGCAACUCUGUCUGCUGUCUGGAUGGCAGGUUUGGUUAUUGCAUUUGCCACCCUUUUGGAGUUGUAUCCAAACGCAAAGGCGAAUUCAGAUCUGGGCCAUUGCCUCAAAAUCCUAGAGGCUAUGGCAUCUCGGUGGACAAGCGCGCGCCACUGUCGAGAAGCUGUAAACGUGCUUCUUCAACGCUUGAAUGCUCGUUUCGGGCCCGACCCAGCCGAUUUAGUCUCGACAAUGUUUCCUUCGAAGCCACAAUACCGUGUCACGAACCAACCAAUAGACAUGGAGCCAGCAUUCGUUGCCAACACGGAAGGCCGGGGCGCCAAACGACAAAGAUUGUACAAUGACGUACCUGCGUGGCACCAGGGAUCCUUCCAAUAUACAGCUUCAAACAGCGCGAUCGACGACAAUACUUUCGAGGCCGAGGACUGGAUACCUGUUAUGGAAUAUACGGGUCCCGAUUUUGGUUUCGACACGGCUCACAUUGGCGGCCAAGACCUUUUUAGUGGUGCUGCGGAUACUGAAAUGGGUGGCCUGUUUAGCAGUAUUGGUUGGGAUGCCAAUAUUCAGGGGUCUGGGGGCCGUUUUGGGGGCUAGUGCUUGAUCAAUAUUGAACGCGAAUGGAUUCAGGCAUGUUGGAGAGUGUUACCUUGGACUUGAUCCGUCGUUAGUGACAUUGAUCUGGACGCCCUCGCAAGACUACAAGACAUAUGAUUGGGCGCUCUCAACGGUGACAGCAGUUGAAUCGAGGCCUGGCUAAUAUCUCACGACUGAACAUUGUAUAGAGAAACACGAAUAGCAUGUGC